AUGGUUUCCGCAAAGAAGCACGUUCCUAUCGUCAAGAAGCGCACCAAGCAUUUCAGCCGGCACCAGAGUGACCGGUUUAUGCGCGUUGACUCUAGCUGGAGAAAGCCCAAGGGUAUUGACAGCCGUGUUCGUCGGCGAUUCCGGGGCCAGCAGGUCCUGCCGUCGAUUGGCUUCGGCUCCAACAAGAAGACCCGCCACAUGACCCCGUCUGGACACAAGGCCUUUCUUGUCAGCAACGUCAACGACGUCGAGCUUUUGCUGAUGCACAGCCGGACAUACGCCGCGGAGUAG
Sporothrix brasiliensis 5110 is the source of this 291-nucleotide messenger RNA. RefSeq names its product large subunit ribosomal protein L32e. Lineage: Eukaryota; Fungi; Ascomycota; Sordariomycetes; Ophiostomatales; Ophiostomataceae. The transcript has 3 exons. Bases 1 to 291 code for a protein of 96 amino acids. Gene Ontology annotation, biological process: translation. Gene Ontology annotation, molecular function: structural constituent of ribosome. Gene Ontology annotation, cellular component: cytosolic large ribosomal subunit; ribosome. The record is from RefSeq and is a predicted model, not a curated record.